AGACAAAACAAAAAAAAGAGCAUAUCAAUUUGGAUUGUGGACGAGUAAUCGAUGAUCAGAAAUAGAAGCUUGGGGAAAUAACAUAUUGCAAGAGCUUCCUUGGAUCUUAAAUUUAGAUUGGAGAUCAACUCACAAGAAGCCCGGAUAUGCAGAUUCGUGUGGUCCAGAUCUGGGGUUUCCUGAUCACCGCUUUGGGCUGGAUCUUUGUUGCCUGCACAAUGGCCAUGGAGGGCUGGAAGAUCUGCGCCACAGGGGGCAUGGGGGGCUCCUCAGUGAUCAAGGUGGCCUGGUACUGGUCCAACCUGUGGAAAUCCUGUGUUACAGACUCAAGUAAUAUCAGUAACUGUUACGACUACCCUGUGCUCUGGUCUGUGGAGGGUUACAUCCAGAUAGUACGAGGCCUGCUGAUGACAGCCCUUUCCCUCGGCAUGCUGGGGUUUGUGCUUGGUCUGAUGGGUAUGGAGUGCACCUUCAUUGGGGGAAAAGACCGGUCAAAGUACAAGAAGAUCUACGCCAGCGGCUGGUGCCACAUAAUCAGUGGUUUGCUGUCCACAUGUGGGUAUGCUGUUUAUGCACAUUUUGUUUCAUUAGAAUACUUCAACAUUGAUGGACUAAAAUAUGACAUCGGCACCCCGUUGUUCCUCGGCUGGGUCGGCUCGGCCAUUCACAUGACUGGUGGUUUCUUCUAUGUGUGGUCAGUGUGUAUGCUGCUCUUCGGAGAAGAGGCAACGGAAAUAAAGGUCCAGCCACUACCAGACCCCGAGCAAAACAAGUCCACCACAGCUCUGUCCACAGGGUCCAAGAUCACAUUCAAGACCAAAGUGGCCUCAGAGUCCGAGUUUCUGCCUAAGUCUAAGCACUCCGACCUGUCCAGCAUUUCCUCAAGUUUAGAACGCACAUCCAAGUCAGGGCAGUCAUCCCAGACUGGGCAAACCACUGGUUCUGCAAUGGGGAGGUCAGGCUCACAGGCGGGAUCGGAGUCACCGACGGCGCCAACUUUGUCAGGCAGCUCGAGGAUUAAGACUAAACAGUUCUUUAAAAAGUCUUAUAUUUGA
Molecule: messenger RNA, 1055 nt
Organism: Perca fluviatilis (European perch)
Lineage: Eukaryota; Metazoa; Chordata; Actinopteri; Perciformes; Percidae
Gene: cldn10e
Product: claudin 10e
Exons: 5
Coding region: 147-1055 (302 amino acids)
Biological process (GO): cell adhesion; bicellular tight junction assembly
Cellular component (GO): bicellular tight junction; plasma membrane
Molecular function (GO): structural molecule activity
Source: RefSeq, a predicted model, not a curated record